Messenger RNA from Arctia plantaginis, 2148 nucleotides. NCBI's taxonomy places the organism in Eukaryota, Metazoa, Arthropoda, Insecta, Lepidoptera, Erebidae. The record is from the annotation of a GenBank genome assembly.
AUGGAGAAUAUUUUAAAUAAAAAUAUAUUUGAUGAACGUGACUUGAAGAAACUGUCUCCGGAAUAUACACCCCAUAAUGUUGUAUUACGGAUGCAGAUGAGAAGAGCGUUGGUAAAAGACACUCAUAACCAUCGUAUCCAUAGAAGUACUACUUGGACAAGAGAAUCUAUUAAGAAAAAUAAAAACAGCUAUAAUAUUAAUAAGGAAAUUGUGAAAUUGCGCCACAGCUUUAACAAUAUUAAUUUAAAGAAUCGACUAACUUUAAAAGGCCCGGAUACACUAAAAAUAAAAUCUGAAACUUAUGACGAAAAGCUAUUGAUGACCGAUAGUAUGGAAUCAAAAUUACAAAAUGAAGUUGGGGAAUAUAUAUUAUUACCUGAAUUACCUGAUGAAAAUGAAUUGGAAAUACGAAAUGAUAAUGAAUUCAAAUUAAAUACGAAAAUGAAACCUAAACGCAUUAGGUUCUCUAAAGAAACUCCAAAAGAUAGAAAAUUGAAAAUGUUGAAAGGUGAAUUGAUAGGUCUGAAUAAAGAUAUAAAUGAAAACAAUGAAGAUAUGUUUAGAGUGGCAUGUACCCAUAAGCUCGAGGAUCCUCUGAAAAAUGAAGAGCACGAGAAAACACCAAGCAAAAGUGAUUACAAAGAUUCGGUUCUACUCUCACCCAGGCCUGUUGGUGACUUACAAAAACUAUUGGUUAUGAUGGCCCUUACUUCUAAACCCACUAAAGAUGACGAAGAAAACGAUGAAAAUAAUAUCAGUAAUGGCGAAACACCUAGAAAUGAAUUGUGUUAUUACAACUUUGUUGAAAAAGAAAAUAUGGUGUCAAACAGUGGAAAUUGCGAAGGAAUCGAUAAUAUUUUAAGUAUAACACCUUUAAAAGUAAAAAUUAGAGAUAAGGAAAAAUUUAUUAUGGAGAAAUACGUAGAAAAGUGGAAGAAUUAUGUAAAUAAGAGAAAAAAGUAUAUGGAAGAGCAAAGGCAAGCAACUUUAAAUAGCUUUUUAGAUAAGAUUGCAAAGAAAAAGAUGGACAUACACCAAUCACAUGAACUUCAAAAUAAAGCUCAUCAGCAUCUUAGAGAUUACAAUACUUAUCAACAUAGGUAUAAGGUACAAAAACACAUAAUUGCUCUACAAAAAGCAAAACUUGAGGAACAAAAUCGGUUAAUCGAAGAAUUAAAGUACAAUAAGAUUAUAGACGCUUCACGACAAUCUGUGGAUGAUAUGAGAGAAGAAGUACGCAGAACUUAUUAUGAAAUAGAUCGUCAGUUAAAACCUAGAAUAAAAACCUUGACUAAGGAGUUGAAGAUCACUGACAUUGAAGAGCCGGCUCUCGUACUACAUUGUCUCAAAAUGCCACAGUUUUUGCAAAGGAUGGAGAAAAGAGCUCGUGAGCGGGAAGAAAAGCAUGCUAUGAUUCGCGAGAGAAGGCGCCAGAUGGAAGAAGACCGCAUUAGAAUAAAACAACAAAUGGAAUUGGCAAAAGCCGAAAUGGAUAAAGAGGAAAAAGUGAGACGAAUGAAAGAAUUGAAGGAAAAGAGGAAAAGAGAAAGAAUUGAGACCAUACGGAAGAAACAGUGGGCUGAACGGUUGCGAGGACUUAUUGUAAUGGCGGACUUGCAUUAUGAGAAAACCUUGGUGUUCAAAUAUGGUAUUGCUCCAUUACGAAAAUUGAUAGAAAUCAAACGAGACAGCAUGGAAAAAGCGAGAGCGCAUUAUAGAUUUCAGCUUAAGAAAAAUGUAUUUUUUCACUGGAUGUGGUAUACCGAAGACAUGUGGUACGAAAGAAAUUUUAAGGCUGAAAACUUUUACCGAAAAACAUUGUUACGUAAAACCUUCAAAGGUUUUAAAAUGAUUCACCAUAAGGUAAUUCUGAAGAAUCAAGUGGCUGACGACUACUACGAUUUAUACGUAACACACCUGGGUUUUAGAAUGUUACGAGAAGGCCUAAUGGCAAUCAGGAAGGAACAGGAGUCUAAAUGGCAAAAAGCAGUCAAUUAUCAUAACAGCAAUCUGCUAUUCAAAUCAUUUACGUGCUGGAGGACUUUGCCAGCUCUCAAUGCCUUAAAAAGGGAACAGGACGCCAGGAAAAAAAGAUGGAGAGAAAAAGUGCUGCAAGUAGUUCCAGAUUACUCGCCGCCGGACGAUUAA